UUAUCAAAUACGUCAAAUAUCUUGUACAAAUUGUGAAAGCUGUAUUGUGCAGGAUAGGAUGACAGGAUAAGAUAAUUUAAAUUGUGAAAUAAAAGAAAAUGGGAAACUAUCAGUAUUAUUAUUUAUUUUUAAAACUAUAUUGAAUGUGUACGAUUUAUAAGAAAAGGCGUUUAUAUGUAUACAUAUCAGCAUGAGUUACUCUCAAGAAGAAAUAGAGAAGAAGCGUUUAUUAGCUUUACAACGUAGAAAGGAAUCUCAAUUGAAAAACAAUUCAUUUAUCCCUAAUACAAAUACAAGAAAUAGUAUUACUUCUGCUAAUAGUAGUAUCAUAACUAAUGAAAAUAAACUAAACAAUAGCCCAAAAGUUUUUGGACAUGGUUCAUCGAAAUAUGUUGACUAUAAAGCAAAAUCUGAGAACAAUUGCUUGAAGCAUAAUGGAAAACUUAAUAAACAAAAUGAACGAUUUAAUCCUAUGUCAACAAAGAAUUUUUUUAGUCAGAAAUCUUGCAUUACAGCAAAAUGUUACAUGUUAACUGAUGAAAGAUUUGUAUUAGAAACUUCAUCAUAUUUUCCUCCACUUGUUGAGACAAUAAAGAAGGUUUCAAGCAGAUCAUAUGAUAUGAAAACUAAACAAUGGAAUUUUCUCUUAAAAGACUAUGAAACAGUAAUGGAAAAAGUUAUUAAUUUCAAAUCUGAUAUACAAAUUACAGGAUUACCAAAGCCAGUCCUUCAGAUUUUCAGGAAAAAUGACACCACAAUGAAUACUGAAAAUAUUGGUCUCUUAGACAUUGAUCCUCAGUUAGUAGAGAAUUUAAUGCCCUUUCAACGAGAAGGAGUUUGCUAUGGAAUAUCUAAAGGUGGUCGUUGUAUGAUCGCUGAUGAUAUGGGUUUAGGAAAGACCAUUCAAGCACUAGGCAUUGCGCAUUAUUUUAGAAAGAAUUGGCCCCUCCUUAUUGUUACACCCGCUUCAGUCAGAUAUCAAUGGGCAGAAGCAAUAUAUACAUUUUUGCCAUCUGUACCAGCUCACUACAUUCACCAAUUUGCGAAUACCAAAGACUUUAUUGAUAGUAGUAAAAUCGUUAUUAUAACAUAUGAUCUUCUAGUCCGAGCGAUGGACAAGUUUGAACGCAAAAUUUUUGGUUUUGUUAUUUUGGAUGAGUCUCAUGCAUUGAAAAGUGUUAAAACUGCGAGAUUUAAGGCUGCACAAUGUGUAGUCUUGCAAGCGUGUCAUGUUGUUUUGCUGUCUGGGACACCUGCUUUAUCAAGACCCAUAGAAUUAUAUUCUCAAAUAAACCUUAUAAUGCCAAAUUUUAUGGGAUAUCAAGAAUAUGGAAUUCGGUAUUGUGCAGGAGAAAAAACUUCAUACGGAUGGGAUUUUAAUGGAUCGUCAAACAUGCAAGAAUUGCAGUUAUUAUUAAAACGCACUUGCGUAAUUCGAAGAUUAAAAAAUGAUGUUUUAAAUCAAUUACCGGCGAAAAAAAGAGAAGUUAUUAUACUAGAUCCAGGCUUAAUAAAAGUUGGUACUAAAGAAAUGGUAGAAAUAUCUAAGAAACUAGAGCGAGAGGUUCUGAAUGGUAUACAAAAACAUCAUACUCUUUUGCAGUACUAUAAUGAAUCUGGUGUUGCUAAGCAAAAGGCUAUAUGUGAUUAUAUUUCCAAGCUGUUCAUGAAUAAACAAAAGUUCAUUAUAUUUGCCCAUCAUCAAAAUGUUAUGGAUGCUAUUUGUGAUGUUGCAGAAUUUAUGGAUAUAAAAUAUAUUAGAAUUGAUGGAAAAACAAAUCCAGAACGCAGAAAAUAUCAAAUCGAUCAAUUUCAAAACUGUGACGAUUGCAUGGUAGCAGUAUUAUCAAUCACAGCAGCGAACGCCGGAAUUACAUUAACAGCUGCAAAACUUGUAGUGUUUGCAGAACUAUUUUGGAAUCCUGGAAUAUUGUGCCAAGCGGAAGAUAGGGUACACAGAAUUGGUCAAGAUAAUAGUGUUAUCAUUCAAUAUUUGGUUGCAAAACAAACAGCAGAUGAUUAUUUAUGGCCGUUAAUUCAAAAGAAGAUGAAUGUAUUGAACGAGGUUGGACUUGAUCAAAAUUUUUCUCUAAAAGAUAUUGAUGUUACUAUACAAGCAUUGAGUUCAGAACAAAAAACCUUAGAUAGUUUUACGGAUAACUCACAAAAAAUCGUACACAGUAACGAGAAUGCAACAAAAAAUACAUCACAAAGUCAAUUUUCCACAACUGAAGAGUUUAAAGAAUUAUUUGAUUUAAAUGAAGAAGACUUCGAAUUUUGUGAUUGGGAUGAUAUGAAAUAAAAAACUUAUUUUUAUACAGUACAUUGUUUACAUUGUGAAAAGUGGAUAAAUGCAUUCAAAUAAUAAAAACAUGAACUAUUUUCUACAUAUUGUAUAUAAACAUAGCUACUAAUAGUAAUAAAGUUUUUCAUAUUAAAGAA
Bombus pascuorum is the source of this 2442-nucleotide messenger RNA. It is a transcript of the gene Marcal1, whose product is annotated as SWI/SNF-related matrix-associated actin-dependent regulator of chromatin subfamily A-like protein 1. Gene Ontology annotation, biological process: DNA repair; replication fork processing. Gene Ontology annotation, cellular component: nuclear replication fork. The record is from RefSeq and is a predicted model, not a curated record. NCBI's taxonomy places the organism in Eukaryota, Metazoa, Arthropoda, Insecta, Hymenoptera, Apidae. Bases 191 to 2302 code for a protein of 703 amino acids. Gene Ontology annotation, molecular function: ATP binding; ATP-dependent chromatin remodeler activity. The transcript has 12 exons.